GAGGUCGCACCGGUGCGACCAGCCGUUCGAGGGGAAAAAAAAGUCUCCGCAACCCUCAAAGUCUUCCUGUGAUUCAAUAAAAAACACACAUUAGACCCAUAUCGUGGUCUAAACCAAUCAAUGAUAGUGAAGGGCGGACCCCCCUCUGAUUGGCUGUGGUCCAGAUAUUCCUGCACGUGAGUGUACCACAGGUCGCAUUAACUAUAAAUUCUCUGUCAUUGACGGAUUUUUCACCCGUGACGGAAAAAUCUGAUGGCCGCCCGUCAUUUUGUCGGAUUAUAAUGAGGGCAAUUUGUAAAUCCCCAUUUCCCUUCAGCGUGAUAUGCUCGAAAAGCGACCUGCGUGUUUUCACCUGUUAUUGUUACUGACUUGACAUACGCGUCGGAUGUCGCGCUGGGACGCGGGAAAGACAGUUGACCUAUCAAAGUAAACCACAUAACAUGAAGAAUGAAGGAGUAUUAAUGCACAUUUCCGGCCAGUCCUGUGUAAACUAUGUCACGAAAAGUUUUUUAUACAAUGUUUUCGUGAGUUGACGGAGCUCACAGUCUGCAGCACCAGGAGUUAUCACCGCUCCGCUCCUCACGCGAGCCGGACCGCGAUCGCAAAACAUACAAGAGAUGAUCAAAAGUCUAGAUAAACACACGUAUUUGGAGCUGCGCUUCAGUAAAGCCGUCCGUAUAUGUGGCACAGUCACCUUUAUUUUUCAGAUGGUCAUUUAUAUGGGUGUUGGUAUCUACACUCCCGCUCUUGCACUGAAUGCAGUUACAGGUUUUCAUUUGUGGGGAGCAGUUUUGGCCACUGGAUCAGUGUGCACUGUGUAUACAGCACUAGGUGGACUGAAGGCGGUGGUGUGGACGGAUGUUUUUCAGACAGUGGUGAUGUUCACGGGUCAGCUGGCCGUCAUCAUCGUGGGCGUACAGCAGGCCGGUGGUCUGUCUGAUGUCUGGGUUAAAGUCAGAGAUGGCGGCCGCAUCUCACGGAUCGAUCUAGAUCCAGACCCGACGGUGAGACACACGUUUUGGACGUUAGGGGUCGGAGGAGUGUUUCUGAUGCUCUCUCUGUAUGGUGUGAAUCAGGCGCAGGUCCAGCGGUACCUCAGUUCUCGUACAGAGAGAGAAGCUGUCAGGUCGUGCUAUAUGGUGUUUCCCUGUCUUCAGGUGGCUUUAACACUCAGUUGUUUAAUGGGACUGGUCAUGUAUGCGUGUUACGGCGAUGAAUCGAGGCCUUACGUCAGGUCUAAAGACCAGAUGGUUCUUUACUUUGUUAUGGACAUGUUGCAAGACUUUCCUGGACUGCCGGGAUUAUUCGUGGCAUGUUUGUUCAGCGCGUCUCUAAGCACGGUCUCCUCCGCGUUUAACUCGCUGACCGCUGUGACCAUGGUGGAUCUGAUUAAACCUCAUUACUCCAUGAGCGAGUCCACAGCCAGUCUGCUGUCUAAGAUUCUGGCUUUAUCAUAUGGAAUUAUAUGUCUUGCUGUGGCUUAUGUUGUCCAUUUGAUGAACAGUUCUGUUCUACAGGCUGCUCUCAGUAUCUUUGGGAUGGUAGGAGGGCCGCUGUUGGGUCUCUUCUGUCUUGGAAUCUUCUUCCCAUGGGCUAACAGCAUUGGAGCUCUAGUAGGACUGGCUGCAGGUCUGCUCAUGGCCUUCUGGAUUGGCUUUGGUGGAUUUUUGGCUCGCAUGUCCAUCCCUGCAGAGGUUUCUCUCCUCAACUUUACUAACACCGGACCUGAUGUUUCUGACAACAUCACAGCUGUGACAGAAACCUUGGACUCUGCUUGUAAUAAAACCAGUGGACCUUUAGGGCUGCAUGGGCUCUAUUCCCUGUCGUACAUGUGGUACAGUGCGGUCAACUCCUCUACCGUGGUACUCAUAGGACUCAUUUUUAGCUUCAUGACAGGUCCGACUAAAGCAUGUGACAUCACCUCCGGCACAGUUUAUCCUGUGGUGGACAAUGCACGAUCACUUCUUCAACAUCUUUUGAAGCCCAGCGUUUGCUGUAGUUCAUCUCCAGAGCUCAGGCAGAUGGACGGACAUAAGGAAGUUAACGGCAUCGUAAAGGAGGAAAGUCCUACAGCUCAAGAGAGAGAAACGUUUCUUUCCUCACACCCAACGUCUUGUGUUGAGCACGAGACUUCAGUGUAGAACAAUGUAUGUCACAGCAGUAUUCAGAUUAUUCUGUAAACUUACACUAUAGAUAUUGUAGGUAUUUUGUACAUUAAUGAUGUAAUAAAUUACAGGGUAGUGUACAUUUUCAGUCAAUCUGUAAUUCUUUUGGUCAUUUAUAGGAAAGGUUCAUAUUAUGCUCUACAGUACGUGCAUUUCAUGAUGUAUCCUUUUGUGUUUAUAGCUGAUGUACUGUAUAUAAAAGCAGAGGAAUCCUCUUUUUACCAAAUACUCCAGAUGCCUUUAAUGGAUGAAUCUGAAUGAUGAGGAUUUUUCAUGCUUUCAAUAAAGGCAUAUAUGUGCAUCAUUUA
Molecule: messenger RNA, 2473 nt
Organism: Triplophysa dalaica
Lineage: Eukaryota; Metazoa; Chordata; Actinopteri; Cypriniformes; Nemacheilidae
Gene: slc5a6b
Product: solute carrier family 5 member 6
Exons: 15
Coding region: 618-2141 (507 amino acids)
Biological process (GO): sodium ion transport; pantothenate transmembrane transport; biotin transport
Cellular component (GO): membrane
Molecular function (GO): sodium-dependent multivitamin transmembrane transporter activity
Source: RefSeq, a predicted model, not a curated record